Messenger RNA from Pectinophora gossypiella (pink bollworm), 6120 nucleotides. Its product is annotated as solute carrier family 25 member 35-like. NCBI's taxonomy places the organism in Eukaryota, Metazoa, Arthropoda, Insecta, Lepidoptera, Gelechiidae. The transcript has 5 exons. The record is from RefSeq and is a predicted model, not a curated record. Bases 183 to 1094 code for a protein of 303 amino acids.
GACAUGACAUUUCAUAUUUCCAUAGAAAUUGGAAUUUUAUUACGAAACAAUUCGUGAUAAAAAAGAAGUUUUCCGUUCAGUAUUCUCCAGUUACACGCACAGCGUCGCACUGGAAAUGGAAUCCGCCGUUUGGCAAGUGAGAUGAUUUCGGAGUAUCUUCAACGAUAAAUUAAAUAAUCAGCAUGGUGGACUUCAUCAUUGGUGGCUUGGCCGGUGUCGGAGCGGGGUUCUUUAGCAACCCGUUUGACGUUGUCAAAACUCGUAUGCAGUUGCAAGGAGAGCUCAGGGCCAGAGGUCAACAUGCGGUGCAUUAUAGGAACAUUCCCCAUGCAAUGUAUACCAUAGUAAAACAUGACGGUAUUGCUGCUCUGCAAAAAGGUCUCGUGCCAGCAUUGUGCUUCCAAUGGGUUGUGAACGGAGUGCGAUUAGGAAUCUAUCAACAGGCCGAUAACCAUGGCUAUUUGAGAGAUGAGAAGGGGAACACGAAGUUUUCCAACAGUUUAUUCUUUGGAGCGAUAUCUGGUAUGGCGGGGGCGUUCUUCGGGAGUCCAUUGCAACUUAUAAAAACGCAACUUAUGUCUUAUUCGUCCAAGGAGAUCGCAGUUGGCACCCAGCACGCGCAUAGUGGCAUGAUGUAUGCUAUCAGGAGGAUUUAUGAGAAGAAUGGACUAGGAGGAUUGUGGAGAGGCGCUCAUGGAAUGAUGAUCAGGAACUCCAUAGGAUCAGCGUCACAAAUCGCCUCCUUUGCUUUGUGUAAAGAGUGGAUGAACGCUAACGAUAUGUUCCAACAGUCGAAAUAUCUGUCCUCAUUCGUGGCCAGUAACAUUGGCGCACUCGUGAAGACUGUUGCUCUUACUCCUAUGGAUGUGAUCAUGACCAGGCUGUAUAACCAAUCGGUGGAUGCGGAAGGUCGUGGGAUGCUCUACUCCGGCAUAGCGGACUGCGCGAGGAAGAUCACCCGCACCGAGGGCCUCCUUGCGUUCUACAAAGGCAUGGGCCCCUCCUACUUCCGGCAAGCACCUCACACGGUCCUCCUUCUAGUCUUCUGGGACAUGCUCAAGGAUAUCCACAACAGUUAUGAAGCUAAGUUUUAGGUUGCAAAUUGUGUGACAGCGGGUAAGAGAGUCGAGGCUCUGAAACAACCGAUAUGCUGCUGUCGUUGAGAAUGGAUCCAUAUAUCCUGUGGUAUUACAUAGUACUACAAACAUUUGCCCGCGGCUUCCCUCAAGUUAAAUUUGGGGUAACACGGUUCCAGUUUCCUAAUGUACCAAUUUUUAGCUUCCUACCCUGAAUAUUGCGGAUUGCUCCAUACAAACUCCCCUCCCCCCCCCCUUUUUUUAGGGAAGCGGGGGAUUAGAAAGAGACAAAAAGCAGCCUAUGUCACUCUCCAUCGCUUCAGCUAUCUCCGCUUAAAAAAUCACGUCAAUUCGUCCGUCCGUUUUGCCGUGAAAGACUGACAAACAAACAGACAGGCACACACUUCCGCUUUUAUAGUAUUAGUAUGGAUUCACAAUCUAUACAAAAAAAUGCGUAAUAUUUUUUCGAUCCGCUCUCGCCAUCGCCGUAGUACAAUUCGCGACUAGUUACUACUGGUGCUGGGUUACUAUUGGUGCUUUAUUGUAUUAUAAGAUGUUCACUCAACUCUUCCUCCACUCGGCUCGUCCUCAGCUGAGCAUUUCGAUAUAUUAAGUUAACAUGUACGUCCUCGAGUUGGGGACUUUACUGGAGUCGCGCACAUCUAAACCCGGAGCUCAACUCCAACCUUCCUAGACUUCCACCUCAAGGUCUUUCUCGAACUCAGCUCAAAAUCGAUAUUCUUAGACAGCGCUUCAACCUUGUCUCGAGUUUACAUAGUUUAUGGCUUGACGUCAUUAAUUUCGUAUGAUUAUGUUGGCAGUAUGAUAUGCUCGCCUCCAGUGAGUAAAGUCCUCAAGUCGAGGAUGUAAAUGUCAACUUAAAAUACCAAAAUGCUCAGCUGAGGCCGAGCCGAGUGGACGAAGAGUCCAGUGAACAUUUUAGAAUACGGGUGUUAAUUUGAAUGGAACUGUUGACAUUAAUUUAGGGCUGUUACCAGUGUAAUGAAAGUAUUCGUGACUUAAUUAUAGUAUACUUCUUCUAUCGUGUGGGUUGUGAGGUGGAUUACCAACCUCAUCAACCCCGGUGUCAGGGUUACUAUUGAGCCGCCAAAAGCCCCUGACAUGACUCAUGUAACGACUACGUACAUUAUAUAGUAUUUUUCUCUUCUAUCGCGUGGAUUGUGAGGUGAAUUAUCAACCCCAUCAACCCUAUCAUAGUAUUAUCUUCUCUGGAUUUCUGGUUCCAAUAAAAUGCAGUUUAAAUAAGAAAUAUUGUAAACGCAUUUGAGCGCUUCAAAUUGUUGCUUUCUUUAAAGAAUUACUAUUCGCAAUAUAGCUUUAUAUGUGCUCAGAAAUGUGCUUCUUCUUAUCGUGUGGGUUGUGAGGUGGAAUACUAACCUCAUCAACCCGGCCUGGCUAAAAGACCCCUGACAUGGCUCAUGCAACGACUACAUACUUACAUCAGUAAGUUAGAUGAUCAAUUAGGUGAUCAGCCUGUAAUGUCCUAACCAAACUGAGGAUCACAAAGUGAGUUUUGUGAUAUGUCCCCACCGGGAUUCGAACCCGGGGCCUCCGGAUCGUGAGCCCAUCGCUCAACCACUGGACCACGGAGGUCGUUAGAAGUGUGCUAAGGCACAAACGUAGCUACUAAUUGCAUCAACCGACAAAAACAACGUGAUGUAACUUAAAUAAUAUUCGGUAAUGUGAUAACAAUGAUAAUUAUAAUUGAGUCUAAUUUUAUAUUCGUUCCUGGCCAUUUUAUCACUACACAAAAAGGUCACGAACUGUUUGUUUAGUUUAAUAAAUCAAUACAAAGCAAAUGUAGUACAAAUUAAUUGAUACUGAAUUCAUUUUUUAUUUAUUUAAUGGUGCUGAUUCUUGUAGACAUCUAAUUUUAUUUUAAGUUAUACCUGUAAAUUUCUUAUCUGCCGAAAAGGAAAGGAUUUAGAAUUACAAAAUAAAGAGUACGACGUUUGACCACGUUUAUCGAUGACGUCAUGCGUGUAAAUUUCUAAAGACAAAAUCCAUUUGAAUGUAUCGUUUUCACGUCGCGUAAAAAGUAUCUCAUUUAACUAGGCUAUCCUCUUGAUAGAUAGAUAAAAUAUUUUAUUGAGCACAGUGGACACAAAAUACAGAAAAAAAGAAAAAAACCCUUCUAAAAACCGUUCGUUGGAAGAGCCGUUUCUAUUGGUUAUUUAUCGCGUCUAGAGCGAUAAGCAGCACCUCGGUCACCGCAUUAUCUACCUAUGCACUCUAUAAAAAUUAGAGUGGUUUAGGCAUUUACUCAUUAUGUAAGCUGAGACUGUGGUAAAACGUGAACGUAUGUGUGUAUUUAUAACGUGGAACUUUCCAGGCUCCGUUCCCAAAAAAAAUGUAGAUGGCGCUGUACAGAAUUGCCUUCUUUUCACCUUCCAAUUUCAUGGAUAACAGACAUAUGCAUCUUUUAUUUUUGUUUUUGGAUAUAACUGAUGACCCUUGUUAUUACCCCCAGGCAAAACACAUCUUCCACCCAUUAUUAUUCUGAUUAAAAUAAAGAGAUGCAAUAUACAUAUAUGCUGUUAGCAACAUAAUUCUAAACAUAUCUGAUUUAUAUAUCAAGCAACAAUUAUGUUUAUAAAUGCGUCUGCCAUUACGUUAUAUUUUUGAAUAAUUAUUUACCCGAGCUUAUUAUAAUUUUUUUAAACCACUGCCGUAUUUUUCCCUAAAAAAGUAGCAUGGAAAAUGCUGCACCGACAAGAGCGUGGCUCUUAAAUUGAUGAGGAUGAUGAUUUACCCGAGCAAUGAGAACAUUAGAUAUAAUUUUCACGUUAAAUCUGUACAGCGCCAUCUAUAAUUUUUUGAGGAACGUAGCUUGGAAAGUUACUAAUUAAAAGUGCUGUAUGUAUGUAAAUUUUGAGAUUAAUCGAACCUCGCCCCAAUCCAAAAGUGUUACCAAAUAUAACUAAUAAAAUUCUACAAUAAUUACUUUAAAAAAGUUAAAUGUACGUUGGUGUGUUAGUUCCUUUUUUUUGCUUUUAGUUAUAGUUAUAAUUUUUUCCAAAGAUGAAAACACACUUCAUACGUCGAAAUAAAACGUUGACAUGAAAAUUAAUAGAUUUUUUUUAAUUUGAAAGUAUUGCCAUUAGUUAAAAAACUACCAAAUGAGUAGUUUAUGCAGUAGAUAUUUAUUUUAUACUAUUUUACUUUGAUAAAGUAAUAGAUUUCCAUUAUAGUACAAUUCUCAUCUCGAAUCCUGUAUUGUCUUAAUACCUCAUCCUAACACUUAUAAAAUAGCGCCUAAUUGCAGUAUUAUUGUAACGGAAUACCUUCUAAGCAUUUUAUCUCAAUGUUUUAAUAUCAAUAACGAGUUAUUAUGAAUCUAAUUGUUUUAUGUGAGUUUGUUUAUAAUUUUACAAUACUGUUUCUUACAAUUAGUUGUUGAUGUUACAAAAAGUUGUAUUAAAGUGAGUGCUAUAUUAUAUUUUAAAUAUAAUGUCGUUUCCACGCUGAUGUUAUUAAUAAUAUAAUAUUAAAAAAAUAUAUAAAAUAAUGAAAUAAUAAAUAUAUUUAUAUUUAAUUUUUUUUCACAAUCAUAUUUGACAUUGAAUGAGACUUACGGUUUAAUUUGUCAAAACAGUUAAUGUGACAUGGUAUCAAUGUGUACAUAUUAGUACUCGUGACCGUACCUUGUUACAUAAAAUGUUGUUUUAAUUUGAAAGUGAGCAAUAAUUGUUGCUUAAAUAGAGGACAUUCAAGAAUAAAAAUGUUACAUAAUAAAUUAUAAUACCAAUGUGGGGUAAAGGUACAAAAUAAAAAUAUGAAAUCCUAAUAGAUUUUAUAAUUGGAUAAGUGUUAUUAGUUGCCAAAUAUCAAACUUAAAUGUAUUUUCAAUUUACAGUAGUUUAUCAAUCUCUACUUUUGAUAAUAAAUUGGAUAAAUUCUUAUAUUUAUUAUUUCGGUUUAUAUUAUAUUUGAUAAUAUUUUUAAUUGUAUUUUUUAUCCUAUUGAAUCUUUAUUUGUUUAUAAUUUUUAAAUGUUUUUAUUUAAUUGGAUAUUCCAGAAGGAUGGCAACAACAAGUAGAGUUGAAGAAUUAAGCCAGCUUUUUAAAAUAAUGUUGCCAUAUUUUUUUUUUGCGCGCGCGCGAUUUAUUUUGAAGGCUUCGACCAAUAGACGCAGCGAAUGCAUAGACGUCGUCCGGCUAUUGGCCGAAGCCCUCGGUUGCCGUGCGCACUGGUUGCAAUAUGGCAAUAGCCUAAAUAAUAAUAAAAAAAUAUAUAAAGGUCUAUGCAAAUAUGUCUGGUCAAAAAAUAACAAAUAAUCAUUGCCUUGACUAGAGUUCGCGCUAUCGCAGUUUUUGCAUAUACUUAGGUACUUAUUAUCUAUCAUUUAGUGCCAAUAAAAUCCGCUGGACUUCAGCCGUGGGGCGCACUCUACGAUUAUUUGUUAUUAUAAUAUAUUAGGUGUGUGACGCCACAAACAUAUACAGGUGUUAGUGACAUCGUAACGAAUACUGAGGAGGAUGAUUCAGACCAUGAUUCUGAGUUAAUAUCAAGUGGAAUUUUCCUAUCGGAAAAUUCAUGAACACUUUACAUACAUAAAUUCGCGCCUAUUUCCCACCGGGGUAAGCAGAGACUAAAGAAUUCCAUUGGCUUCGAUCCUGAAACACUUCUCUUGCUUGAAAAUUUAAAAUUUUCCGUUCCAUACUUUUGCGGCGGAAAAUUCCACUUGGUAUCAACUCUAGAAUCAUGGCCCGAGUCAUCCCUCAAAGUUUUUGUUACGAUGUCACUAACACCCUGUAUAUUAAGUAGGUGUGUCACGUUACAAAAAUAUAUGUAUAAUAUUACCUAUUAGGUAGUGCAAUAUUAGCGUAAUUUCUGCCGUGCCUUAUUUUAAACUGAAAUAAUGUUGUUAUUAUUAAAGUUAUAUUGUAAAGCCAGCGGUUGGUUGAGUCAUCAUCAGUAAAAUAAUUUAUUGUAGGUACUUAUUAGGUUAAUUAAAUUAGUUAUUAAUGUUUUAAAAUGUUUCGAUGAAAAUGUGAGAAAAAAAUACAAUUUUAGAAAAAUG